Molecule: messenger RNA, 1158 nt
Organism: Punica granatum (pomegranate)
Lineage: Eukaryota; Viridiplantae; Streptophyta; Magnoliopsida; Myrtales; Lythraceae
Source: RefSeq, a predicted model, not a curated record
AAUGGGCUCCUUCGUGCAAGGAAGAAUCAGCAGACAGCAAUGGCCGAGUCGUCAACUCCUCCAAUGGCCGAGUCAGGCCGCUGAGUCCCUCCGCUUGCCCUAACUCGGCCCCGCUCUGCUCGUCGAGCUGCUGAAGGUUUCUUGCUUGCUCUGAAAUCCACAGCAACCGGGGGAGAAGGAAGCUGAAGGAGGAGAAGCCAUGACGGUCGCCGCGGGAAUUGGGUACUCUCUGAUAGCUCUGGGGCCGUCUCUCUCCCUGUUCGUCUCCGUCAUCUCCAAGAAACCCUUCCUCAUCCUCACUGUGCUCUCCAGUACGCUCCUGUGGCUGAUAAGUCUGAUUGUGAUGUCGGGAUUGUGGAGGGCCUUUCUUCCUAUAAGUUCGAGCGCUUGGUGGCCAUACGCCAUUCUUAUAAUCACGUCAGUCGGGUUUCAAGAAGGUCUUCGGGUCUUUUUCUGGAGAAUCUACAAGAAGUUGGAAGAUAUUUUGGAUGCUUUUGCUGAUAGAGUCUCAAAACCUCGCCUUUUCCUUACUGAUAAGAUGCAAAUCGCAUUAGCUGGCGGUUUAGGUCAUGGUGUCGCACAUGUUGUAUUCUUUUGUUUGAGCCUCUUAACUCCAGCAUUUGGCCCUGCUACAUUUUACAUUGAGAAGUGCUCAAAGAUGCCAUUUUUCCUUGUUUCAGCAUUGAUUGCGCUAUCAUUCGUCACAAUUCAUACUUUUUCAAUGGUCAUUGCCUUUAAUGGGUAUGCUGAAGGGAACAAAGUCGACCAAAUUUUUGUUCCAGUAGUCCAUAUGGUGGCAGGAUUAAUGACUCUGGUGAAUUUUGCUCAUGGAGGCUGCAUGAUUGGAAUUCCUCUUCUUUACUUGAUGGCGAUGUUGACACUGAUGCACUGCGGGAAGAUGGUCUGGAGAAGAUUGACCGAGAACAGAGGGAGGCAGGAGAGCUCACAGUAAAGAGCAACACGGUUCGUACUAAUUUCAGUUAAGUUGUGCAGUUUUACUUGAUAGAGAAAACAUUGGAGUUAUUUAGAGAUCGGGAAGGUGAUGUACACUAGAUGUAUGGGUUGGUGAAAAUUUAAGGCUUCGGUCUCAUGAACUUAAUGUUCAAUUGUUCUCUAAAUCCUUCAUUAUAUAUGAUCUUAUUGAUAUUUUGACUUCAA